This is a messenger RNA of Suillus discolor, 540 nucleotides long. RefSeq lists its product as uncharacterized. Lineage: Eukaryota; Fungi; Basidiomycota; Agaricomycetes; Boletales; Suillaceae. The coding region runs from base 294 to 521 and encodes 75 amino acids. The record is from RefSeq and is a predicted model, not a curated record. The transcript is spliced from 2 exons.
CGUAACUCGACGUAUCUGCGGCGACCUGAGCACAUAAAACCUGAGAAGAACCACUGAACAAGCCGAGCUCGCUCACACAUGCUGAUACUGAUGUUCUAGAUUUCUUUGCGUGAGGUUACUUGCAGAUUUAUUCUACGACUCACAGCGACCGUUCGAAGACGAGUGUACGUUCGAAUAGCUCUACCUCGAUUCUUUUCUUUGGGGGUGGACAACCCAGCAAAUGCAGCUCAAAGCUCCUUUUCCCUGCAAAUGUCACACCGCAUCGCCGGCAUGGAUAUGUUACGCCGAGAUGUAUGUCUUGGAUGUGUUUGACAAGGGCGCAUUUCUCCAUGUGUUGUGCGCAGCCAUCCCACCAGCAUGUCAGGGUGGCAUCUUCAGCCCCCCGGCACCCGUGGACGCUACAGAGAUGCAAGGAUAGCGCGUCACCUUUGAGGACGUCGCGGCAGCGUACUCCGUCACCUCUGUCCCACAGGCAGAUGAUUUUGUCCUUCAACAAGGUUGGUGGAGAUGGUGCCUUUUGAAUAGAUGAGUGACGUUGAU